AAUUGCACAGUGGUUGAAAAUCGCCACUGUAUAUCAGUCGUACGUAGGCGAUCACGCGGUUAAGCAAGCUCACGAUUCCAUGUCACCAUCUAUCAUUCUGUUCUUUCAAUACGGGUUUCUUUUAAUCAUCAUUUUCGGAAAUGGUGUUUGCGACGAACACGAAUACAGACUGACAAAGCACUUAUUAGAUGGAUAUGAUGCCGGCGUGAGACCAGCUAAAAAUUCGUCCCAGCCUUUGGUCGUAGUCUUUGAGCUUUCGCUUCAUCACAUUAUCGAUGUUGAUGAAAAGAACCAGAUACUCACGACCAAUUGUUGGAUUAAACAGGUUUGGACUGAUCAUCAUUUGAAAUGGAAUGCUUCAGAGUUCGCUGGAAUUCAAGUAAUCCGCGUUCCCUACAAUCGCGUCUGGCGACCUGACAUGAUUUUAUACAACAAUGCAGAUCCACAGUACAGUUCAGCAGUCAUCAAUACAAAUGUGAUCGUCGAUCAUACGGGCGAAGUGGUCUGGCUAAGUCAUGGGAUCUUCCGCAGCAGUUGCGACAUAAACGUUGAGUUCUUUCCCUUUGAUGAACAACGAUGUGCCCUUAAAUGGGCUUCUUGGACAUACGAUGGAUUUCAACUCGAGCUGAAGAGAAUAAGCGAGCAAGGUGACGUGAGUAAUUAUCAAGCGAACGGUGAAUUUCAUCUCCUGAACUUCACUGCUCGCCGAAACGUCGAAUACUACUCCUGCUGCCAGGAGCCGUAUCCGGACAUCACCUACGAGAUCCAUUUGCGACGACGUCCGAUGUUCUAUGUCUUCAAUCUGAUCUUGCCCUGCAUACUAAUCAACGGCGUUGCUCUUCUAGUGUUCUACGUGCCCUCUGAAUCAGGAGAAAAGGUCACUCUUGGCAUCUCGGCCCUUCUCUCUAUGACGGUGUUUCUGAUGACCAUUCGCGAAACUUUACCACCCACAGAAAAAACACCAUUAAUAAGUCUUUAUUACGGAGUUAGCAUUUGCUUGGUAUCUUUCGCAUCUGGCUUGGCGGUUGUGACAUUAAAUUUGCAUCAUCGUGGAGUACGGGGCGUACGAGUGCCGAGUAUUGUGAGAUCGCUGGUCUUAGACAAAUUAGCCAGAAUAGUAUUUCUGAAUUUCCACGAAGAGAAUAGAUCGGUAAAACGGAUAAUGUAAUGCACAUAUUGUUUCUUGAAAUGUGCGAGAUAUUUUGUAAAUGCAAUCUGAUCUUUUCUAAUUAUUUGUAUAUGUAUAAUAAAAUUAGGUCAAAUUGCAUUUUCUAUUGCUGUGUAUUUCUCAGCGAUCAGUGUUAAAUAAUAGUUUUGAGAGCAGCUUUUUAGAUAAUGAUAUCAGCAAAGUUAGUCUCAGACAUUUAAUAUAAAUCCAAAAGAUGUAACAGUUUUAAUAUGAAAUCACACAAGUGCAGCAGAAGAAUUAAUUAGAGUACAAAAAUUAGAAAAAUAAUUAUUACUAUAAUUGUACCUAAUCAUCAGGAAAUGCAAAUAGCGAAUUAAAAAUCUUAUCUUUAGAUGUACAGA
Molecule: messenger RNA, 1530 nt
Organism: Linepithema humile (Argentine ant)
Lineage: Eukaryota; Metazoa; Arthropoda; Insecta; Hymenoptera; Formicidae
Source: RefSeq, a predicted model, not a curated record